AUGGCUGAAGAACUACAAGUGAAGAUGCAAACAACGGUUUGCCAAGCACCCGAAGAAACGCUCCAGGCUAUGGCAAAGGAUUUUAAACUUGAUAUUUCCGAACAAAGGAAAAGUACAAUUGUUUGCAUGAUUUUUAACCACAUUGAUAAAGAAUUGAUGGACAAAAACGAGGAACAACGAAUGUUAUUCUUGAUAGAAUUUCCCUCACGUUACUUUAAGAGCACAAAAGAAAAAGAUGUUUCAGAAUCAGUACCCCUGUAAAGCAAAACGCAGGACAAAGCACAUUACAAGGUAUGUUAGAAUCUACAAGUGUAUUUCGUCGACAAUUCAAAAUUGUGGGACAAAUUGGACAGCCAAAUGAAAAAGACAAGUUGAGUUUCACAUCCUUGACAAGACAAAUUGACACUGGGGUUAAACAGGGGUACACAGAACAGGAAAUUGUGGACGGUGUUAUUCGUGCAAUUAAUGGUGGAAUGGUUCUUCGAAGUUAUGUAGAAACUUACAAGGAUCUAUCUCUAGAGCGGUUACGAAAAAUUCUUCGAAACCAUUAUGAUGUAAAAAGUGCAACUGAGCUAUAUCAAAGUCUUGCAUCAAUAUGUCAAGGGUCAAAAGAAACACCACAAGAAUUCCUUAUGCGUGCCUUGGAUUUACGCCAGAAAAUCCUGUUUUCAAGCACUCAAUAUCAAAGUGAGGACACUUUGGCUUAUGAAAAUGAUCAUAUUCAAAAGCUAUUUCUACGUACUGUUGAAACUGGCCUUCAAGAUGCAAAUGUUAGAGUAAGGGUUAGGGGGUACCUGAGAAACCCCACAAUAUCAGAUGAGGAGCUUAUUUUGCAAGUGAAUAAUGCAGUGUCGACACAGAAUGAACCGGUAAGAAAACUAAGAGACCAGAACCGCCCAAAGCCUGCCCAGAAUCGUGGAAAGAAUACUUUAAACUCCAGGAGGCUGCCUCUCCGGGGCCAGAAGUAGCCGAAAGAAGUUUGCGGUCCCAAAGAUGUAGUUAUUGUGGCAAGGACGAUGAUAAAAUGACAUUGUACUGUUGUGCACAAUGCAAAUGUAUAGUUUAUUGUUCAAAACAUUGCCAGAAAAGACACUGGAAUGAUCAUAGGAACAAUUGUAAAACUCUUCGGGACCUGACAUGGGCAUGUCAAAACGAAACACGUAGCAAUAAUAAGACAUUUACCAGUCACCUAACUCCUAGUGAGCAUGCAAAGAUUGCUAAGCUAGUAGGAAGACGGUGCACUGUAAAGUGUUCUCUAAAUGAAUUUGAGUCAACAGUAUUAUGGGAUACGGGUGCACAAGUAUCUAUUGUGUCCAAGGAAAUGAUAGAAAAACACUUUCCUAAAAAUGUUAUAAAGAACAUUUCAGAACUUAUUAAUGGUGAAUUGGAUUUAACAGCAGCUAAUGGUACACGAAUUGCGUAUAGUGGUUGGACUGAGAUAGAAGUUAGAUUGAUUUCAUCAAAAGAAAAAGAUCCAUCGGUUAUGGUUCCUUUCUUAGUAACAAACGACAGUUUAGAAUAUCCCAUUCUUGGAUACAAUGUUAUUGAAGAACUAAUCAAGCCGAUGAAUACAUCUGAUAUUCAGUCAGCACAUAUUGCUACAGUACAAGCUAGUUUUCAAGGUUUUGAUGAGAAGGUGUUACUCGAAUUGGUUAGACUGAUACAGACAGCAAGAGCAAAUGAACUAUGCACGAUUAAGAGCCCAAAGAAAGACUUUGUUAUUCCGGCAAAGAAAACAUUUAAAGUUAACUGUCGAGCGAAUACUGGACCGGUAGAAAAAACUACACUUGUAUUGUUUGAACCGGACGAAUUAACGCCCUGUCCAGACGGUUUAUCGGUGCAUGAAACGGUAACAACAGUGAAACAAGGCUCAACAUCUCAAGUAAAGAUAGAUGUGACUAAUACAACUAAUCAUGACAUUGUCGUGCGUAAACACACAGUAUUAGGAAGUCUUCAGUUAAUUAAAUCGAUUACACCUGUAGAAGUGAAGUUGGCAGAAAAGUCAAGCAAAGAGAAAGAACGAACAGUAACAGCCACACAAUCCCAAGUGAAUGCAAUGGCGAAAGAAACUCGAGAAAGAGACAAUACAACUGAUGACCAGUUUUUACCUGAAGUUGACCUUAGUGGAUUAACAGAACGUCAACGUCAAGUAGUUACUAACAUGUUGAAGGACGAAUGUCACUCUUUUGCAAGAAAUGACGAGGAUAUCGGUUAUAUCAAAGAUCUAGAACUAGAAAUAAAUUUGACAACAAACGAGCCAGUGCAAAAGAACUAUGUAUCGGUACCAAGACCUCUCUACCCCAAAGUAAAACAGUACAUUGAAGAUUUGUUAAAUAACGAGUUUAUAAGAGAGUCAAAAUCAGCUUAUUCAUCCCCAGUA
Molecule: messenger RNA, 2380 nt
Organism: Paramuricea clavata
Lineage: Eukaryota; Metazoa; Cnidaria; Anthozoa; Malacalcyonacea; Plexauridae
Source: the annotation of a GenBank genome assembly